AUGUCCAGUGAACUAAAAGAUUUGAAACGGCAGGAGCGACAGUUACAAAGCACAUUCAACGGCGCAAAGCAGUUUUUGCUAAAAUUCAAACCGGAAAGGCAUGCCGGUCACGUUGAUAGUCGAUUAGAGCUGCUGGAAGCCGCGAUGAAGAAAUUUUACUCGGUGCGGAGAAAAAUCGAGUUGUUCGCUGACGAAGACGAUGAUAAGGAAGCAUUCGAUACCAAGGAAACACCAGGAGAUCGUGCUGCUCGUGUUGAAGCUCUUGCUGAAAGGCGCGAGGCCGACAAUUUUCAGAUCCUUCAGAGCGCUGAAGACCUUUACUGUGAGCUGAAGUCAUCGCUGCAGUCCCUGAGACCAGGAACAUCAAUACCGGUCCCAGCUGACGUUUUGCCAGCUCCAGCACAGGCUCCUUCUUGUUCGUUGUCGCGAGUCAAGUUGCCCGAAAUUCGCUUACCUAGUUUCGGAGGCACAACUAGCGACUGGGUCACCUUCCGUGACAUGUUUCUGAGCCUUAUUCAUCGCAACGAUCAAUUGAGUGCAAUCGAUAAAUUUUCGUACCUGCGAUCGUCGCUGGUUGGUGAAGCAUUGCAAGAGAUUGGCACGAUAGAUAUAUCUGUAGCCAACUACUCGAUCGCAUGGGAAUUGCCUAAGAAGCGUUAUGAAAACCGUAAGUUGAUAGUUAAAGCCCAUCUCGAUGCCUUGUUUGCCAUUGAACCAAUAAAGCGUGAGCAUUACGAUGCAUUGAGUCAACUUAUUAGUGAAUUUGAUCGUAACCUUCAGAUGUUGGAGAAAGUUGGAGAAGAUCCGUCCCAGUGA
Molecule: messenger RNA, 816 nt
Organism: Topomyia yanbarensis
Lineage: Eukaryota; Metazoa; Arthropoda; Insecta; Diptera; Culicidae
Exons: 1
Coding region: 1-816 (271 amino acids)
Source: RefSeq, a predicted model, not a curated record